AAAGAAAAGAAAAAAAAAAAGGACAUGACGUAACCUUUGCCCUCUUUGAACCUAAAACCCUUGCUCUGCUCUCCAACUCGGCAACCCAAACAUGGCCACGCUCUCUGACGCUCGGGCAGUCAAGUCUCUCAACAAUUCAGCCGGCCGCCGCCGCUUUGUGUUCAAGACAAUUGCACAAAGAAUAGAGGAAAUCGACAUUAAUGUGUACCGAAGGCUUGAUCCUUUAAUAGCUGAACCUUCUGAAGGCUCCUCCUUCUUUCGCGACACUCUUGUACAAUAUAGGGAGUUGAACACUGCAGAAGAUUUUAUAGCUGUUUAUGAGGAAUUGUUACCUUUAGUUCAAACUCUUCCUCAAAUUAUUUUGCAAAAGGAUUUUAUACUGUCGAGCCUUUUGUCUAGAAUGACAAUGGAAGCGAGAUUAUCACAAGAACCUAUAUUAAGGUUAAUUGCUGCUUUAUCAAGAGAUUUACUGGAGGAUUUCAUACCCUUUCUUCAAAGAAUUGCUGAUUCCUUUGGCACUCUUCUUGAAAGUGGUGCUGACAGGGACCCUGAGAUAAUUGAGCAGAUAUUUACGUCAUGGUCAUAUAUCAUGAUGUACCUGCAGAAGUAUCUUAUGAAGGAUGUUGGAUAUGUUCUAAGAGUUACUGCAAACUUGAGAUACUACCCAAAAGAUUAUGUCCGAGAGUUUAUGGCCGAGUCUGUAUCAUUUGUUUUGAGAAAAACACCAGUUCAGCAGCUGAGAAAAGAUAUUAUGAUACUCAUGGCUGAAGUUGAAGAGGAACCUUCAGAAAUGAAAAAAUCUGGCGUUGCUGCAUUACUUUCUCAUGUAAUGAGAAUUACCUCAUCAAGAUUGCACUCAAAGGCUGAAGCGUUAUUGCCACUACUGGUGGACGACUCUUCCUUCCAAGUUUGUGAUCUAAGUGUUGAAGGCUCAAGAGCUUUUCUUGAAGUUCUGACUCUGGCCUUUGAGAGACUGUAUGAGGAUCUAGAUGGGCUGCAAUUGGCUGUUAUAUGGAAAUGCUUGUGUGAAAAGAUAGCAGAUUCUGUUGGGAGUGGAAACUUCGUACACCUGAGUCGUCUCUUGACUCUGCUUAUUUCUAUACUGCAGAAUGAUAAUCGUGGGAAAAUUUCUGAUUAUGGAGCCAUGGUUGAAUUAGUAGGUUUGCUGGUGCGAACUUAUUUUGCUUCUCAUUGUACCAUGAAGGUUGUGGACACAGAGGACACACACAAUGAGGUCAUCGAUAAAGUUCUAGACCUAAUGCUUUGCAUUAUUGGUGGUUUAGCUACUAACAACAUGGCAGCUUUGCGGCUAGUUUCUUCACAAUGGGUGUCAGUAUUUGAUAUAAGGAAUAGAAGUUUAUUGACAUUCAUUGAAAAUCUUCUGAUGAAGGACCGUAGUAUUUUCCAUGUCUUUCGAACACAUAUUAUACGUGCAUUCAGUAAUUUGAUAGAAAUAUCCCAAGAAGAGGUUCUAUAUCUGAUGGUAAAGUUGUGCGAGAAAUUUGCAAACGGAAGCUCUAGCGUUAUGGAUGGGGAAUCCAUUGAAGAACUCUCUGUGAUCUGCAAUUAUUUUCAAGAGACUCUUCACUGUUGGAUUAGAAAAAUCAAUGAAGUUGUAAAAGGAAAUUUAUUUGCCGUUCCAUUUCAACAAAAUGAGUUGGCAGUCCUAUGGGGUGUUAUUAGGUGCUAUUCUCAUUUUGCAGAUGCUGAAGCAAAUCCAUCUUUACUUAUGGACUUGAUAAAUGUAAUUGACAAGCUUCUGAUGGUCGGAUCAAUCACUUCUGAUAACAUGCUCCACAGAAUUGAAUAUAUCCUACUUGAGAUGUUGCUUGCAGAGAACUUGUCAGUACACUGCUCAGAAGAUUUUCUGUUCUUCUAUUCGGAUAUAUCUGCUAUUCUGCUGAUAUGUUGCUUUGGUCCAUACAUGCUUAGCCGAUAUUUUUGUGUAGAUCUUUCAGGUUUCCAGGAAAGCACUUGGUAUAGCCUGAUUGCUGCUGCUCUGCGUGCUUAUCAUAAGUUAGUUUUCAGCAGGAAAAAUGCUCAUGAUGAGUCUGCAAUUAUCAAGUUUUUGGAUCUUGUGAAACGAUAUAAGUUGUCACCUAAGAUUUUAUCUGCAGUGGCCGAAUCUGUGCAUUCAUUAUUUGAGUUUCCUAUUUCACAAGAUAGAAAAUGGCAAUUGUAUUUUCCAGAAUAUAUAGCUGGAAAGACGUUGGAUGCAUUGGACAUAUUCGCUGAAAAUCUAUGCCAUGCCAACAGAGAGAUUCGCCUUUCUACCAUUUGCAUAUUGUGCCAUUAUGAACCUUUACAUCGUCAACAGUCUAAGGAAAAGCUUCCUGUUGAAGAUAGUACCCCAAUUGAUGUUUCUGAGGCUAGUCAUGUGGAUGACUUCAAUAAUGUUCUCAACCUUCUCAGAUCGAUUGAAGAGACUGAACUUUCAAUCGCCACAAGUCGUGAAGUCACUCUGCGAAUAUCUAAAAUACAGAUGAGUCUUAGUUCUCAGAGACUUGCGGACCAGUAUAUUCCUGUAGUUUUAAGUGGAAUAAUUGGAAUAUUUCACAACCGUUUUAGCUAUUUGUGGACUCCAGCCUUAGAGUGCCUCGCUGUCCUUGUUGGCCAAUAUUCUCGGUUGGUGUGGAGCAGAUACAUCGAGUAUCUUGAUCAUUGUCAAUCUGUUUUCUUAGCAUCUAAUCAUCAACAUGGAGAUCAUCAUUCUGACAAGGUUACUGGUUUGGUCGGAUGCUUCACUGCUGAUAUUUUCACUGUAUUUGAUAGUACUCCAUCAACAACAGUCUUAUCCCUCUUGAUUCAGACUUUACAAAGAGUUCCAUCUGUAGUUGAAUCUCAUUCUCGGCAAAUAGUACCUCUAUUUCUGAAAUUCUUAGGCUACAGUGUUGGUGAAAUCACAAGGCUUCUCAAUCAGAAUGAUGCUGAUAUACAGAUGUUGGUUCUUGAUUGCCUGUUGAACUGGAAAGACGAUUUCUUGCUUCCAUAUGCUGAGAAUCUUAAAAACCUGAUCAAUGCAAAAACUCUAAGAGAGGAGCUUACAAGAUGGAACUUAUCCAGAACUUCCAUGGAAUCUAUUGAUAUCCGGCAUAGAGCUCAUAUUGUACCUAUAGUCAUACGAACGCUAAUGCCAAAAGUUAAAAAUAAGAACGCAAGUGGACAUCAUAGAAGGGCAGUUCUUGGAUUCUUAACCCAGCUUGAUGUUGACGAACUUCCUCUAUUCUUCUGGCUGUUAAUUAAACCACUACUUUCUAUUCCUCAAAGUGACUGUGGGGACACGAAAAGUUUCUGGAGUUCACCCCAAAUUCACAAGGCCGAGACUGAUGAGUCUGAGAUCUUGAAGUAUUUUACAAUGGAUACCAUAAUGGCCCUAUCUUGGAAGAAAAUAUAUGGUUUUCUGCACGUUGUUGAAGAUAUUUUCACAGUUUUUGAUGAACCUCACGUCAAUCCUUUUCUUAAUCUACUGAUGCAUUUUGUUGUGCGGAUUUUAGCAAGCUGCACAUCUUCCUUUGGCGAUGAAUCAUCUUCUGUGGAUAACUAUUCUAGCUUAAACUCGGAAGCAUCCGACCACAAUGACGUGGGGGAUAAAAACACGGAGAGGAAAGCUGUGAAGAAGGACUUAAGAUCCUUAUGCCUUAAAAUCAUAUUUGGUGUUCUUUGUAAAUAUGAGGAUCAUGAUUUUGGUGGUGCAUUUUGGGACACAUUCUUUGUGUCAAUUGGACCUUUAAUAGCUAAUUUUAGGCAAGAAGGUGCCAGUAGCAAGAAGCCUAGUUCGCUGUUUUAUUGCUUCCUUGCAAUGAGCAAAAAUUACAAGCUUGUGCCACUUCUAGUCAGGGAAAAGAGUCUGGUCCCUGAUAUUAUUUCAAUGCUUACUGUCCCGUCAGCUUCGGAAUCAAUUUUAUCCUGUGUUUUGAAGUUUAUAAAAAAUUUGUUGAAGCUUGACAGCGAACUGGGUAGUGAAGACACUAGUGUGAAAAGAGUUCUGCUUCCUCAUCUGGAGCUGCUUAUAAGCAGCUUGCAUAGCGUGUUCACAAGUGGCAAUGGUACUAAAAGGCUGUUGGCCAAGUCUCCUGGCAAAAGAGACUUCACUAUCUUCAGCUUGUUAUCAAAGUAUAUACAAGAAACUUCAGCAGCCGAAACAUUUAUUGAUAUGUUGUUCCCUCUUCUUACAAAGACAUCUCAGAAUUUCGAUACAUGCAUUGAUAUUCUGCAAAUGAUCAGACAAUUGGUAACAGUGAUGGGGAGUGGUAGCAGUAAAAAAGUCUUGAUUUCGAUAACACCACUGCUUAUUUCUGCUGGUUUGGUCGUCCGUAAUUCUAUAUGUGAUGUUCUGGAUUCUGUCGCAGCAAAUGAUUCGUCUGUUCUUAUACUGGCACAAAUUCUUCGUGAACUGAAUGCAACCUCAGAAGUGGAGAUGGGUGCUCUUGACUAUGACAAAGUGCUCUGUGCUUAUGACAAGAUCAAUGUGAGAUUCUUUUGCACCAUUUCUGAGGAGCAUGCGCUGCCAAUCUUGGCUCAUGCUGUUCAUGACAUGUCAUCGGAAGAGCUGAUCUUACGGCAAAGUGCAUUCAGAUUGUUGCUCUCCUUCAUUGAAUUUUCUGGUGAGAUCCUGAGUGGAUCUCUGAAACCUGACCAGAUAUGGUCAGAAACCAGCAUUCAGCGCUUAGUGAACAACUUCUUCUUGAAGCAUAUGAGAAAUGCAAUGAUUAAGGAGAGUGCUGUGAAAAAGGUAUGGAUUGAUUUGCUUCGAGAGAUGAUACUGAAAAUCCCCAAGGUGGCAAAUCUUGAGUCAUAUAGGGCUUUAUGCUGUGAUGAUGCAGAACAAGACUUCUUCAGAAACAUAGUUCACUUACAGAAACACAGGAGAGCAAAGGCAGUGUCUCUCUUUGGGAACAUUGUCAGUUCUGGGAAUCUUUCAGAGGUCAUCACAAAUAAAGUGUUUGUCCCACUGCUUUUGAACAUGUUAUUUGAUGCUGAAAAUGGAAAAGAUGAACAUAUCAAGAGCGCAUGUGUGGAUGCCUUGGCAUCCAUUUCUGGUCGCAUGAAGUGGGAUCGGUAUUAUGGCUUGUUACUUAGUUGCUUCAAUGAUCUGAAACUCAAACCAGACAAGCAAAAGAUUUUGCUGCGGCUUAUCUGCUCGAUUCUUGACCAUUUCCAUUUUUCAGAGUCAUCUUUGGACUAUAAAGCCAAAAAUUCUGCUUCUGAUACUCCUGAUCCGUAUACCAUCAAUAUGAGAUCUUUGUUAGAAUUGAGAAAGUCCACCAAUUCUGUUGAACUUCCUGAAGUACAGAUGUGCUUGCACAAAAAAUUGUUCCCCAUGAUUCAAAAGUUGUUGGCCUCCAACUCUGACAACAUCAACGUCAAUAUGAGCCUGGUUGCACUUAAAAUUCUGAAGUUGCUCCCUGGUGAAAUAAUGGACUCGCAACUUCCGACUAUUAUUCACCGAAUAUCAAACUUCCUAAAGAAUCGGCUAGAAAGUGUGCGGGAUGAAGCUAGGUCUGCACUGGCAGCUUGCUUAAAGGAGCUAGGAUUGGAGUACUUGCAAUUCAUUGUCAAAGUUCUGAAGAGCACUUUGAAGAGAGGUUAUGAAUUGCAUGUUCUGGGGUACACUCUCAAUUUCUUGUUGUCAAAGUUCAUUAAAAAUCCAAUCUCUGGAAGGUUGGACUACUGUUUGGAGGACCUUCUUUCUGUUGUAGAGAAUGAUAUCCUUGGGGAUGUUUCUGAAGAGAAAGAGGUGGACAAGAUUGCUUCAAAGAUGAAAGAAACCAGGAAACAGAAGUCUUAUGAAACUCUCAAAUUGAUUGCUCAGAGCAUCACUUUCAAGACUUGCGCUUUGAAACUGCUUUCUCCUGUCACAGCUCAGCUGCAUAAGCAGCUUACACAGAAAGUUAAAGUGAAACUAGAGAACAUGUUAAAUCACAUUGCUUCUGGCAUUGAAUGCAAUCCUUCUGUGAAUCAGACAGAGCUGUUUAUAUUUGUCAAUUGCCUUAUCAAAGAUGGUAUUGAUGAUGAAGGAAACGGACAUGGAAAUAGUUAUAUUUCCAGUAGCAAAACCAACAAAAAUGAUGAGAGUGUGCGGGCAAUUCAUUCCAACAAAUUAGUCAAUGUUGAUAGACAAUUUUCUCAUCUGAUAACAGCAUUUUCUCUUGGAGUUCUGCAGAAUUACAUGAAAACAUUGAAACUUAACAAAGAAGAUGAACUACUGUUGUCACUGCUAGACCCAUUUGUCAGUUUAUUGGGCCAGUGCUUGAGUUCCAAGCAUGAAAACAUUAUAAUUUCAGCACUUCGGUGUUUGUCGGUGCUAGUCAGGUUGCCCUUGCCAUCCUUUCAAUCCGAGGCUGAGAAGAUAAAAACUUCAUUGUUGGUUAUUGCACAAGGGUCUGUAACUGCUACCAGUCUGUUGACGGAGUCAUGUCUGAAGUUGUUGACCAUGCUGCUGCGUAGCACUAGAGUUACUCUUUCAGCUGAUCAGUUGCAUAUGCUGAUUCAGUUCCCCUUGUUUGUUGACUUGGCAAAGAAUCCCACUUUUGUUGCCCUUUCUCUUUUGAAAGCCAUUGUCAACCGGAAACUGGUGGUCCCAGAGAUAUAUGAUGUUGUUCAGAUUGUGGCAGAACUGAUGAUACAAAGUCAACACGAACCUAUUCGUAAGAAGUGUAGUCAAAUCUUACUUCAGUUUUUACUUGGCUACCAUCUUUCGGAAAAGCGUCUACAGCAACAUCUCGACUUUUUACUUGCCAACCUGAGAUACGAGCAUUCUACUGGAAGGGAAGCUGUUCUUGAGAUGCUUCAUGCAAUUAUAAUAAAAUUUCCUAAAAAUGUUGUAGACACACAAUCUCAGACAUUGUUUCUGCACUUAGUUGUUUCUUUGACAAAUGAUGAGGACAGUAAAGUUCGCUCCAUGGCUGCUGCUGCAAUGAAGUGUCUCAUUGGGCAUGUGAGCUUGCAUUCGCUUCAAUCUAUUCUUGAGUAUAGUCUGUCUUGGUACCUUGGGGACAAACAGAAUCUGUGGGCUGCUGCUGCACAGGUUUUGGGUUUACUGUUGGAAGUAAUGGGAAAAAGUUUUGAGAAACACCUUAAUAAAGUGUUUCCAGUAAUGAGAAGCAUUUUUCAGUCUGCUGUCUCCUCUCUUACAUCAAGUGAACAAAAUUUAUCAGAUGAAGCCGUUGUUCCAUUCUGGAAGGAGGCAUAUUAUUCAUUAGUUUUAUUGGAGAAGAUCCUGAAGCAGUUCCAUGAUAUGUUCUUUGAUAAGGAUCUUGAGGACAUAUGGGAAUCUCUCUGCUCCUCGUACCUAUUGCAUCCGCACAUGUGGUUACGCACCAUAUCAAACCGGAUCUUGUCUCAUUACUUUGCUGCAGUAACUGAUGCUUGCAAAGAUAAAUUGUUAAUGGAAAAAUUUGUCCUUAUGAAACCAAGCAUACUUUUCCACACAGCCGUUUGCUUAUGUUGUCAACUGAAGGUGCCAAUGAUUGAAGAUGGUGCUGGCACAGUUAUUUUGCAAAACCUUGUAUUUGCAGUUUGUGGGCUUCAUGCUAUUUUUGAAAAUGACAAGUGCAUGGAUGUUUCAACGUUCUGGUCAAGCCUUGACCGGGUUGAACAAGACAGGUUUCUUAAAGCUUUUGGGCUUCUCGAUCCAAGAAAAGGAAGGAGGACACUGACUUCUUUGACUUGUGAUGCCAGUGGCCAGCAAAAUAAGCAUCACCAUCCAUUUAUCUCACUUCUCCUUCAGAGAAUGGGAAAGAUUGCAUUUCAGAUGGAGGCUUCUCAGAUAAAAAUUGUGUUCAAUUGUUUCAAAUUGAUCUCGCCAAAACUCCUUGGUGGUUAUGGAGAGCUUUCAGCAAUUGGCAGUGAUGACUUGCAUAGCUAUGCAUAUCAUAUACUUUUGCCGUUGUACAGAGUCUCUGAAGGAUAUACCGGAAUGGUUGUUACAGAUGAUCUGAAACAAAUAGCGGAGGAAGCCAUUGAAAGCAUCAAAGGCAUGAUAGGGGUUCAGAAUUUUAUCGGAGUCUACAGCCAAAUAAGGAAGAAUCUGAAAGCAAAACGGGACAAGAGGAAACGAGAAGAAAAGGUGAUGGCAGUGGUAAAUCCAAUACGAAAUGCCAAGAGGAAGCUUAGGAUGGCAGCCAAGCACCAGGCUCAUAAGAAGAGGAAAAUUAUGACCAUGAAAAUGGGGAGAUGGAUGCGCUAACUAUUCAUCAUGUACGACCUGCUGGUGGAGGCCCUAGUUUUCUCGUGCAAGGGCUUCAAGUCUUCCAUGGGCCGGGCU
This is a messenger RNA of Striga asiatica, 8266 nucleotides long. NCBI's taxonomy places the organism in Eukaryota, Viridiplantae, Streptophyta, Magnoliopsida, Lamiales, Orobanchaceae. The record is from the annotation of a GenBank genome assembly.